Molecule: messenger RNA, 450 nt
Organism: Dracunculus medinensis (Guinea worm)
Lineage: Eukaryota; Metazoa; Nematoda; Chromadorea; Rhabditida; Dracunculidae
Source: the annotation of a GenBank genome assembly
AUGUGGAGUAUUUUGGAUUGUGUGAUUCUUUGUGUUAGCGUAGAAUUCAGGAAGAUUCCAUACUAUGAAAUUUUGGAUUGUGUGAUUCUUUGUGUUAGCGUAGAAUUCAGGAAGAUUCCAUACUAUGAAAUAAAUGCAAAUGCUGCUGUAGUGAGGCCUUCAGUACCUGUCGCGAACUGCCAAGAUCGUGAUGCGGCAGCUUGUUACGAAAUAUUUAAACCUGAUAAUCCUGGGGUGACAUUCGCCAAUAACCUUAUGCCUAAUCAGAAUUAUCAGGUCCUAGACAAAUGUCAACAGGAGCCCUAUAUAAUGUUAGCUCGACAAAUGUGCCCAUGGAUGUGCGCGACUUGUUGCAUGACUAAGGAAUAUAACUGUGAAAAUGCAACGACUUUACCAUCUUCAGCGGCGACAUGCAGAGAUGCAAGACAGCAUUGUGCAGCAAUUAGAGCU